UAACCAUAUGACAUACCUCUAGGGUAAUGCCCAUUGCGCCGACUCGUAUAUCACUAUCCCGGAUGUGAAAACAUGGCUAUUCCCUCCCUAACGCGGAAAGAGACGGAAGUGUAUGAGAGUUCUGGGAAAGUGUUUUGGGAAGAAGGAGGAGAGGAUGAUACCACCAGCGAGAGCGUGGAAAAGUUAGACGUUGACACAGACCAGGCUUUCAUGACGUUUAGGGGCAGGACAGUAGAUGCCUCUCGUACAGACUUUUCAGAAAGAAUUGGAAGGCGCCAAGCGGCAGGCUAUGCAGCAAAAGGACCAGACUUUGAACUUACAUCAGCAGUCAAGCAUGACAAGGAAACUUUGCAGCAACGAUAUAACAGACUGCAGGCAGAAGUUCAAUUACUUGUUGGAGACGUAGAAGAAGCCAAGAUGAUUAAUUCAGCAACAGAUGAGAGUGAGUCAUCAGCCAUCCAACUUGCAUCACAAGUCUCAGAACUUCAGCAGCAGUUGCAAGAUAUGAAUUUGGAGAACAUUUUGGGUCAGGCUCCUGGACAAUCUGCUGUGGAUGCCGAACUAACACGGCAGCUGAAAUCACACAUUGGUUCAAUCAAACAAACACAAGAAAAGGCACAUGUACUAGCUGAUUCUACAGGGCAUGUUACAUACGAACUAUAUUAUCAUUCAGAACAACAGAAAUUUCAACAACUAUCCAAGGUGGCUGAAUUGGAAAAGAGGUUGGGAAGGCUGGAAACACUGAUCGGUAACAGUGAAGGCAAAAUGUCUUCUCUUCUUUCUCAAGAGACUCAAGAAUCUGAGAAAACUGUAAUGUCUGUAGUGUCAUCUCUUGAAGAGAAAGCUGCUUUAUUGGACUUGAAUGAGAUAGAUCAGAUUGAAGCUCGACUACAGUCUGUGCUUUACCACAUGAACCAGAUAUCAGAACAGAAACCAGCAGUGGAGUCUGCUGAACAGCAGAGUAAGGUUAAUGAACUGUUUGAAGUGGUAAAACGAUGGGAUGCAAUAGCAUCAUUACUACCAGACUUGGUUGCUCGACUGGAGGCUUUGCAACACCUACACUCUCAAGCUGCAGACUUCAGUCAGAAUAUAACACAUCUUGAUGCUACUCAACAGAAAAUCAAAGAACAGCUGGAAACAAAUUCAUCACUUUUGUCUGAGGUAAAGUCUAGUUUUCAUACUAACGCAGAUGCCAUAGCAGCCAAUUGUGAAAAUCUUGAGCAACGAAUUGCUGCAUUGUUUGCAAAGUUGGAAAAGAGUUAAGGAAAUAGCAAACUGAAAUGAGACUUUCUAAUUAUUGUUUUGCCUCUACUUGCUAAAUAACCAAAGUAGUAGUCUAUGAUAUUGCAAUCAUGCACUUCAUCUACAGUUCACAGUAACAAGUUCAUUGUUGCGACAUUGUAGUAACCUCUUGUUUCAUUUCUGUAUGAAAGUAGCAACAAUAAAUUUGACAAGCGA
Corticium candelabrum is the source of this 1458-nucleotide messenger RNA. Its product is annotated as dynactin subunit 2-like. The record is from RefSeq and is a predicted model, not a curated record. The transcript is spliced from 18 exons. Gene Ontology annotation, biological process: mitotic spindle organization. NCBI's taxonomy places the organism in Eukaryota, Metazoa, Porifera, Homoscleromorpha, Homosclerophorida, Plakinidae. The coding region runs from base 73 to 1263 and encodes 396 amino acids. Gene Ontology annotation, cellular component: dynactin complex; cytoplasm; centrosome.